CGCCCCUCCCCCCUGUUGUGGUUAUUGGCAGUUAUUGGUUCCUGCUCUUGGGCUGUGUUGCUUGUGUUUAGCUCAAUUUUCUUCAUUUGGCAGUUUCUUUUGUUGUGUGUCAACUAAUUUUUGCCACCAAGAUGCCCCCCAAGCAACGUAAAAUCGCUAUUUUGGGCUAUCGUUCCGUGGGCAAAUCAUCACUGAGUAUUCAGUUUGUUGAAGGGCAGUUUGUUGAUUCUUAUGACCCAACCAUAGAAAAUACUUUCACCAAAUCAACGAAAGUCAAUAGUCAAGAAUAUGAAGUCAAGGUUGUAGAUACUGCAGGUCAGGAUGAAUAUUCAAUUUUCCCUGCUCAGUACUCAAUGGAUAUCCAUGGGUAUGUCCUUGUAUAUUCAAUAACUUCAGAGAAGUCCUUUGAUGUUGUUCAAGUUAUCUAUGAGAAACUGCUGGACAUGACUGGCAAAGUACAUCUCCCAAUUGUUCUGGUUGGAAACAAGACAGAUUUGCAUAUGGAGAGAAUGAUUAGCUGUGAAGAAGGGAAAAGGCUCGCUGAGUCCUGGAAGGCUGGGUUCCUAGAGACAUCUGCAAAACAAAAUGAGUCUGUCGGAGAGAUUUUCCACACACUUAUUUUGGAGAUUGAAAAGGCUAAUGGCAACGUACAAGAGAAGUCUUCAUGCAUUAUCUCUUGAACACAGGUAAUUUUAACAAAAACACCUCUCUAGGACAACAAUUCUGUAUUGUAUUCAAAAUAUCUCUUUGCUUCAGGCAUGACGUGACCAUUUUAAUUUGUUGUUGUGGUUUUAAUUACCAACGGUUGUAGCUUUAUUUUUUUAAAUUUUAUUUUAUGAUUUCUACAGAACUAUGAAUAUCAGCACAACUGUAAGAAUAAUGCUGGAGCUAGAAAAGUAAAUGUUGGGGUAACAUAGCAAUUCAGCUUAGCAAGUGUUAUUGCUGUGCCAUUCCAACUGCAUGGUUCUCUCCAUUUUAAUUUUGGGCUAAUUGUGAAUGACUUGGUCACAUUUCGUUGUAUUAUGGUGCCAAGGACUUCGCCUAUCCCAAUUCUCAGCUCCAAAAGCUUCUUAAUCCACGAUUUUUUUUUCCAAGCAUGUGCAGGGUAGUAAAUGUGCUUCUUUGAUCUGGAUUCACUUCAAACUUUGAGAUAUCUUUUGUUUUAAAAACGUGCCAACUAUAAUGUAGCCCACCCAUAUUUCUUCUUUUAUUUUCCUUCAAUUUUUUUUCCUUGGCUGUAUGAAUGGUAUUUAAGGAUAAUUCAGUUUAGGGAUAGUGUAGGUUCCAUGGGUCCAUUUUAUGUAAGUUUUUCUUAAUAAAUCUUUCUAAGGUGUCUCAUGAAGUUUCUUUAGACACAUGCAUUUGUUUGUCUCAAGACUCUGAUCAGAAGACAUUUUUAAUUUUGGUGUAUAGAGCUUUAAUAUGCUUACUGAUCUCUGACCUCCCAGUAAAAUAAAAUAACAUUGUAUUCUCAUGUGAACCAGCAUGUCCCUUCUUGAAACCUCAAGGCUGAUAAUAAUGAUUUCAGUGUUCAUAAUUGUGGCGUCCUUGCCACUUUUUCAGCAAUUGCUUGAUUGUUCUUAAUUUUUCAUGUUUUAUUACUCUUGUUAAUAUUUAUGUACAAAGUGUAAGACAUUUAGGUUUGUGUGCAUAAUAUUGUCUUGUAAAAUGACGAAAUAAUAACCUAAUUGGAGACCAGAUGGACCAGUGAGUUCAGUGUUGUCUAUCUAAAACUGUACUCUGUAAUUCAUCCUUAUCAAAUCGGAUGUUUAGAGAAUCGGUGUAAUCACCUACUGUAUCAAGUCGUGUUCCUUUUACAUACAUGAGAGACUGUUCCUAAAUGUUUGCUUUCAAACUUGCAGGUGCACAAUAUUUCAAACUAAAACUAAGGAGUGGUCCACACAUUACUUGAACUGUCGUAUGUCUGUGAACAUAACUCACACAAGUUCAUGCAGUAGAGCAAGAUGGUGCUGUACUUGGUUAGCUUGCUUGAUUGAUUCUAUGGGGUGAAUAUAUCUGAUGUUUCUGUUCUUAUUUGCUCAGGGUAUGAGGUUCUUGGAUGCUAACAACUCUGUUGCCUUAUUCAACCCAAAAGUUUGAAUGAAAAAAAAAUGUUUUAGCUCUUUUUUUUUUCUCUUGUUUUAUUGAAAUAGUGAAAUUACCUGUUGUUUCUCAAAGGUUUUAUCUGAACAGCCACUUAUGUGAUACAUUUAAUUAAAGAGUGAAUGUUGUUCAGUUAAAAUCCCAGCUCACUUGCUUUACAUCUGUGCUAUGUUUUUUGAUAACUUCUGUGAAAGUCUCCUAUUCUAGACCCCUUCCCUUAGCAUUAUUAAUCAGGAAAACAACCUAAAUACAAAUAAAAUUUGAGUGAAAAGAGCUUUCCUUGCAAGUUCCAAAUGCUAAAAAAAAUACAAAAUUACUAUCACAAGUAGGGAAAGCAAUAAUGAAUUCUGUUGUACCUUGCAUUGUUUCCUUUGUGUGAGUGGUGAUAUCAUUAGUAGUUCUGGGCUCUCGACUCGCCCAGUGCCUUUGUGCUACUACCUUACCCGAUGGUAGUACUUGUAACUUGAACAUAAUGUUAGAUAGUUUAUGGUUGUUGGAUAAUUUCUGUUAUUUGCCUUAUUUGAGGCGGAAUCUAUGUAAGGCAAUAUAAUUGCCAGUGCUGUGUGUUGUGUGUGUGCGUGUCAGUGUAAUUAUUACCUUUGUUAUCUAUUGUACAUUCUUAUGCAUUAAAGGGUUGGAACUAUA
Molecule: messenger RNA, 2748 nt
Organism: Thrips palmi
Lineage: Eukaryota; Metazoa; Arthropoda; Insecta; Thysanoptera; Thripidae
Gene: Rheb
Product: GTP-binding protein Rheb homolog
Exons: 5
Coding region: 132-680 (182 amino acids)
Biological process (GO): small GTPase-mediated signal transduction
Cellular component (GO): plasma membrane
Molecular function (GO): GTP binding; GDP binding; GTPase activity
Source: RefSeq, a predicted model, not a curated record